AUGUCAAUCACCCAACCCCUCUCCCUCGAACCCAACGCUCUUUAUAUCCUCCUCCUCGAUCUAGGCGGGAGCUGCCUCUUCGAAUGGAAACUAUACCUCUCCUCAACACCCACAAUGGGCCGAACCUUCCACAUAACCAACGAGACAGGCCCGAUAGCCUGGCAAUACAAAACCGAAGUCGUAUACAACAUAGCAAGCAACAUGCGAGUGGUGCUAGCGCUGAAAAUUGGCGUCGUCGAGCCUGUACUGCACGCUGCACUGGGAGCACGUCUGGCACUCGUCCCAUUAGCGCUGUACUCCGCUCGAUUCCGAGAGGGCCUUUGUUGCCGCGUGUGGGUCCAGGAAGCGCUUUUUGCUUUGGAUGAUGAGGGCUAUCUGGGUCUUGCUAGGAGCGUUGUUGAUAUCGAGCAGGAGGGUAGGCAGAUUGGGAUGCUUAAUAAAAGUCGGGGGACUAGGUCGGUGGUUAGGAGUAGUGGGUUUGUUGGGUAA
Penicillium vulpinum is the source of this 489-nucleotide messenger RNA. RefSeq lists its product as uncharacterized. The coding region runs from base 1 to 489 and encodes 162 amino acids. The transcript has a single exon. The record is from RefSeq and is a predicted model, not a curated record. NCBI's taxonomy places the organism in Eukaryota, Fungi, Ascomycota, Eurotiomycetes, Eurotiales, Aspergillaceae.